Papaver somniferum (opium poppy) is the source of this 1859-nucleotide messenger RNA. RefSeq lists its product as uncharacterized. Bases 865 to 1155 code for a protein of 96 amino acids. The transcript is spliced from 4 exons. The record is from RefSeq and is a predicted model, not a curated record. Lineage: Eukaryota; Viridiplantae; Streptophyta; Magnoliopsida; Ranunculales; Papaveraceae.
CAUUUAACCAGGUUGAAGUCAAACUGAAAUGAUUGGCCAUUAUCUUGCUGAGUUCUCAAUACAUUUAGUUAAAAAGAAGGUUAAUCAUAUUAACAUCAGAAAAAAUGUGUUAAACACCGUGAAGGGUUUUACUUUAGUGGGGUAGGAUAAAUGUAGAUAAGCCGUCACCUGGGAUUGAUGUACCAAUUUAUCAAUCAGACUGAUAAUUUUUCACCUAAUUUUUUUUGUCCCUUGAUUAUUUCAAUGACAACCUGUGUUUAUUUGAAAUCUGGGAAGUAUCGGUUUUGACUUUGUUUCUGAGAUCAGUGACAACUGUCUAUUGUAAUUUAUAAUCCCAAUUACACAUAUGUACUGUGUGUUCAAGUAUUAUUUUUGUUUUAUCUCUUUUAAACUUACUUAAUGGUAGGGAAGGUAUAAGAUGUGAGGAUGGGCAUGUUUGAACUUGUGUACAAAUAUUUUUUCCGCCCCUGAUCAUAUGAACAGAAACAUACUAGUCCCUGCAUGCAGCAGUCUAAAUGUUUUAGUCUUGUCUAUUUAUCCUUUAAUACUAAUAUAUUAGUUUUAAAAUAGAGUUAUUAAAUAUUGGCAUGCCUUGUUAUCUUGUAUGCCUCUUUGUUGCGUUCUCAUGAUUUUAACUUUAAUAUUAGCUUCCCGGGCAUCAUCUCCUGUUUCUAAGAAGGAAAGUCCUCCUCGGUCCAUAACGCCAAGCCCAGCUAUGACUGUGUUCUUACACCAGAAGUAGAUAACGAUGACUCAAAACAUGGAAACAGCGACUUACGAGCACAUGUAGAGGAGCUUACCCACAAAUCCGCAGUUCUAGAAGCCGGGUUAGAAAGGACUUCAAAGCAGCUAAAGGAAGCCACCAUGGUAGCAGGGGAUAAAACUGGAAAAUGUAAAGCUGCAAAAGAAGUGAUCAAAUCUCUCACAGCACAGUUAAAAGAAACGGCUGAAAAUGUUCCCCAGGAAUCUACUGAAAAUCGUGGUAGUCCAACUUUAGUUCCUAAUAGGGAAAAUUUGAGCAACCUCAUUCUUGCAGAAGCCGAGUCCAAUGGGGACUCAGCACAUUCACCCGUACAAAAUGGAUUAAGAGAACAAACUGAGCCCAAGGGAAGAGCCCCAAAUGAUGUACUGCUUUACCAAGGGUGCCACACAUGAAGAUUACUUCACAAUUAGAGGACGUCUUUCUAUCUAUUCCCAUAAAUAUGAUUCAUUGAUGUUUCAGAUUAUCAGUUAAUGAAUGAUAAGAUAAAAGUUGCCUCAAUCUCUCUGUUUUUCUCGGUUUCCCUCAAAUUUUGGGUCUCAGCAACUUAAAAACACUAGGAAUAUAAUGUUCUUCCACCAGUAAAACUGAUACUUCUUCGUGUAGUAUUUUCACUUUGUACCAAGUCAGAUUGGUGUCUAUCAAAAUUUAGAAGCAUGCGGAUCGGGAAUUGAAUACCAAUUAUAUAUUUUAGCAGUAUUUGUUUAAUUAAAUUCGAGUAAGAACUCAAACUAGUAUAAACUGCAUUCUACAUUGCAAGCACCAGAUCCUCGUUCAUGCGACCCAUUUAUAUAUGGUUAUUUCAUUUCAAGCUUUGAUAAUAUGCAGUAUUGUUUUUAUAAGCAUUUAUUGGUUAGUGUGACCUCCCCAUAUUAAUCAUCUGAUGGCGGAACUUAUUUUUGCAGUGCAGGCACACCAUUAUGAACUAUAGGCUAAGUUAUCAUCGCUGGAGUUUACCGUUUUAGUUUAUCAUUAUGUAACUAAAUCUUAGAACUUCAUUAUUUUUCUUGUUGUAAGAACUUACAUCCUGUACUCCGGAUUUUAUUCCUUUUAGUGUAAUUUGAACCUAAUGAAUCAAUGAUGUCGAAUUGAAAGAUUA